CAGCAGGGUUUCAAUGAUUGCUUUUAUUGUUUUGUGUGUGUAAUAGGACACAAUUGUGUCUAUAUUUAAUAAUCUCAUUGUAAAGCUUGGCUUGAAAUUAUACUGUAGUCAUAGUGCAUCAUAAAAGUGUUUGAUUAUUAAAUGACAAGUAAAGGCUUUAUACAGAAAGAAAAUUUGAUUGUAAAUUGGAUUUAAAACUACAAAGAGUGUAUAGCAUAUGCUAAGUCGAUAAUCCUGUUUUAUUAUUUCUCAAAGAACAGAGUCAUAUAGAUUAAUGUUCUUAAUCCUGUAACAUGAUGUCGCUGUCGACCCCUUUAGUGGAUGCUAUUAAGCAAAAUAAUUUUCGACAGGUCACACUGUAUCUGGAAGCCGGAUGUGAUGCUAACGAAACGAACACCUCUGGAUGGACACCCCUGAUCGCGUCUAUGGUGUUUAUUAGUAAUGAAGAUGCCAGAGCACGCGUCAUUGAUCAGCUGAUCAAAGCUGGCGCUGACGUCAACAAGGCGGACAAUCGAAGAAAAUGCCCUUUGACCUUCGCCUGCUCGCUAAAUCAAAAAGACAGCGUGAAACGUCUGCUAGAACAGAAAUCUAUUAAUUCUGACUCAACAGACUGGAAUGGCUUGACGCCGCUGAUGCAUGCUUCUGCUCUUGGUCAUGAUGAGGUUGUCAGAACUAUGAUGGAGUACUCGAGGACUGGUGUUGUGUCCAUUAAUAUAGAAGUCAAGGACAAUGACGGGCACACCGCUUUGGAUCACGCCACCCAUAGCGGUAAUUCUGGAGACAGUGUUCGCGAGUUGUUACAGAACUAUAGUGAAGAUAUUGGUGCCGUCAGAUGUCCGUCGCCAACUGGUCACGGUAAUGAAAUAGAACUUGUAGAGAUUAGAUCCGUCUCUAGGCACGGACACUCACAUUUUAAUUCAGACUCUUUGAAUAAAACAGCAAUUCAUCCAUCACAAGAUCGUAAAAAGAAUGACUUGACAUCAGAGAUCCAGACCUGGGCGUCUGAAAUUAAAGAGCAACACUUGGAGGCUGAAAGACUGUCCGCUCUGAGACCUCCAUCAAGCUUGACAAAGUCUGCAUCGCAUGUGGACAAAUCAAGACACAAACUUGGUAGUGAACGAUCUCCGUCAUCGCUCUCUGUUCCCGAUGCCCAUCACGUGCGGCCACACUCUCCGUCUAGACUCAGAAACCGGAAAGACGACCACAGCGGAGACGAAGACGAUGAAGACUUAAGCCUUGAAAGUCUCUCGGACCUUUUGGGAACAGUCCGUCAGUACGCCAAAGAAAUUCAUGAGAUCUACGCCCCGAUCCAAAAAGAUAAGGAGGAAAGAAUGCGCAAAAAGUCUGAGAAAAUGGAGAGAAGAAAAAGCAAGGACUCCGCUUCUAAGAAUAGUAAAGAUAAUGCAGACCGUUUCUUUAAGCCAGGACAGCAUGAAGUUCGCGUGGAGGUUCAUAAAAUCGAAGAACAAUUAAAGCAACAAAUUCAAGGUGGAGGUCGUGGACGGGUCAAUCAUUCUAAAAGCCAAGAGCCGUCUCCGACUCACCCAGUAGCCUCUUUAAUUGUUGAGAACGAGCAGUUAUCAAGCACUUGGCCCAGAGGGCGCCACAGAGCCCAUUCGCACGAAAGAUUCUGGUCUGAAGGCAACAUAGUCAAACAUAACUCUUUGAAAGCAUCCACGUCUGCGGCAGGAUCUUUCAGGCCACCGCUUCCAGCCGACUGGAACCAGGGUUCAAACCUUAAAAACGAGAAGGACAUUCUAAGUAAAGCAUUCCAACGUUUGAACAUCCCCAGCAAAGAUCCUAUCUUUGACUACAAAAAGAAUGCUUCAUCCAACCAACAGCUACAGAAACAGCUCAUGUCAUCUCGCCAAAGCGUCAUUGACGUGGCCAAGCAGCACCUGCAAACCCGCCAGGGACCCUUACCUAGCAUUAGCAUAAUCCCUCCACCAAGUGAGCAUGGGGGUCUCUGGCGUUCUGGAGGUGGCGUUCUGCCUUCUGCUCCCCAACCAGAAGACGACUCCCAGUCGUACGUCCUGCCAUCCACGCCCACAUAUGAUACCAACGAGAAUAGGGACUUUGUCAUUCCAAUGGGACCUGUCUCCACAGAAGAUAAACCACUUCGACACUCCAAAAACGGAGGUAUAGGGGUAAAAUCAAGUAGCAAGGUUGGACUUAGGAGAAGGAAAUCUGUAGAGCAAGGUCUAGGUCAAGGCAACGUUGUCUUAGAGAAAUAUUGACUUUCACUGAGACAUAGAACCAGUUCACUACCUGUUCACCAUUUCAUGUUAUAGGUUUUAUGCCAGUAAGCAUUGUGUUGAAGGCAAAUUAUAUUAUGCACAGUAUUUAAUUAUUGAAGCUUUAACACACACAAAAAAACAACAUUUUGAUAACUUAAUUUACAUCGAGUUGAUUGCUUCAAAUCAAAAUUUUAGUACAUGAAUAGAUCGAAUCAGAAUCAUUUUAAUUCAUUUGGUGGGUAACUCAUCAAAAUUUUCUGAAUUACUUUGGUUAAAAAUAGGCUAAAUGACCUCUAAUUAAAUAUAUAGUCUAAGUGACCUCUAAUUAAACAUGCCUAUGUUUCUGUUCCAGAACUUGUGAACACAACUUUUUCAUGAUUGUCGACUAUGUGCUUUGAAAUAAAAGCACAGUUAAUGCAUUCGAGUAGAUGUUUUUAUUGAAAGACAUCUUAGUUGAUUAUGUACAUUGAACAAAGUGAUUAUGUACAUUGAACAAAUGAUCACUCUCUUAGAUGCGGAAACUUUUGCUUUAACCAUUUAUAUUCUAUCUACAUUCAUUUUUUUUCUACAUUUGUAUUUUAUUUUUUAGUUUAAAUUUGUUUAAACAUUCAAAAGUAUAUCUACAUCUCGAUUUUUAUCAAUUAUGGCAAUAGAUCCUAGUUAGCCUUCAUUAUCAUUUGAUUCAUAUGAUAUUUGUACUAGUACACAGAUUGAAAAAAGAAUUUUAGUUUUCCCUAGAUAUUUUUUUCCCUCCAAAACACUAACAGCUUUUUAUUUGGACGCUCACGUCAUAUCUACGCAGUCCUAGCUGUGGUCUACAUAUUUUGCCAUAUCUAGCAAAAACAAAACCAUUGUCUGCCGGUGGUCGGUUUAGGUUCUGUGUCCGUCUACGUCUGUCUUCGACAGUAACUUUCCUUUUAGUCUCAAAUAUGUAUGCCGUGGCCUUUAUAAUAAAUCUCCGUCUGUCUCGUUUGGAAGCCGCCUGCUGCUAGGCAGUUAAAGCAAGCUAGUCUUAAAAGCAUUUCGGAAGUUUUAAACGCUUUCUGUAUAGUACCAAACAAGAUUGUAGCUGAAUAAAUCACUCCGCUUAAAAUAAAUCAGUGGCUUUACCAAACAAUAAUAGUCUCAACCCACAAGUGAAAUCUGUGGUUGAGAGGCUUGAACUGCUUGGCUACCUAUCAAGAGGGCUUGGGUUCGACACUCGACUCGAACAAAAUUGUGUUUAAUGGGCGCCUAAAGGUAGCACUGGAAUCUUCUCCUAGAUACCCCCUUUCCCCCAGUGGUCUGCAAAAGAGAUUGGCCCAUAGCGCACUGAGCAUGCUAUAAGCAUAAGCUAUAUGAAAUCAUUUUUUUCAAAGUACUAUAAAUAAAAAAACAGAACUAGGGUAGUCCUAACUUAUAUUUGACUUUAAAAUUUUUUUAAUCUCAAUUUCUUCUCUUAGUUGAUUUAUAUCAUUUUAUCUUAAACACAAAAAGUAUAAAUAAAUUUAAAAAAUAAAACAGCCUCUGCUAAAUUUCAAGGCCAGACACUUUAUCUGAAGAUAGACUGAGACACUUUAUUUGAAGAUCUAUUCAUUGAGACAGUUCAUCCGAAGAUAGACCAAUCGAGAUAGACCCAUUGUGACACUUUAUCUCAGCUGAAUAGAAUGCGUGUAUUGUUCAUGCUGUUUUCUGUCUCAGCAUCAAUUCAUUAUUCAUGUCAUUCAUUAAUACAGCUCAAUGAAUCAGGUCAGUUCACUCAUUAAUGAUUCGCAAUGCACCAGGUCAAUAAGAGGAAUAUCUUCCUAACUAAUCGAUUCUUCAUGUCUGUUAGCGAGGUCAACGUCAGCUACGUGAAUUAAAACUUACAAAAAGUGACAUUUUUACACUGCCAAUCAGCUCUCACACUCUUCUAGAUCUAAGUUGAGACACAAAACAUCGUGAGGAUCUAGAGUUCAAAGAAAAAUCACAGAAAUUCUGUUCUUGAAUUUCCCCCCAUUUCAGAAAAUUGCUGUUUCUUCUAGUUGUUUAUUGAGGUCUCAGAUUACAAUGCGAUUAAAUAACCAUUUUUUUAAAUUUCUGUAUUAUCAGUAAGCAUACUUAUACAUGGUGGCAGGCUGUUUUUCCUAACUGAUCUUCAGAACA
This is a messenger RNA of Biomphalaria glabrata, 4361 nucleotides long. RefSeq lists its product as uncharacterized. Lineage: Eukaryota; Metazoa; Mollusca; Gastropoda; Planorbidae. The coding region runs from base 294 to 2237 and encodes 647 amino acids. Gene Ontology annotation, molecular function: protein binding. The transcript has 3 exons. The record is from RefSeq and is a predicted model, not a curated record.